Callithrix jacchus (white-tufted-ear marmoset) is the source of this 1659-nucleotide messenger RNA. Lineage: Eukaryota; Metazoa; Chordata; Mammalia; Primates; Cebidae. The record is from RefSeq and is a predicted model, not a curated record.
AUGGCCGAGCCGGAGCGCACCGGGGCGCGGGCGGCCGGCGCGGCUGCAGACGCUGCUAGCUCCCGCCGGCGCCCCGCGGCCGUCGCGGCCGAAGCGCCCCCGCCGCCGCCGCUGCUCGCCCCGCACCACCCCGCCGGCCCGCCGCUGCCCGCGCCCGCCCGGGCUCCCGGCUCGCGCUCGCUCAGACAACUGAGCCCCGGCCGCGGCAGCACAAGAACUCAUGCAAAUCCCGGACGUCAGCGGGCGGGGCCUCGCCGGGCCCAGCGCGGCGUCAGGGGGCGGGCCGCAGCGCGGAUUGGCGCAGCCGGGCCUACCGGAGGCCCCGGGCCUGGGCGGCGGGGGGAGGAGGAAAGGGCGCGGGUGCGGUGGGGGCGGAGGACGGCUCUUCGGGUUUAUAGAAGCUGGGUGGGCGCACAGGAAAAGAUUUUUCUAUUGCCGUGUUUGGCUUUUCCCCGGCAUUCUUGCCCAAGGCGAAGAACUGUCGCGCGGGGCUCCACCGCGGAAGAAGAGGGGUCGCGAGGCUGGCGCGGGAAGCACUGUAGGCGGCAGUCGCCGGUCUACGCCGACCCAGAGGCACAAGCCGGUUGCGCCGUCGUCCAUCGGGAGGACUCCCGGAGGGGCCGCCCAAGCACUUCAGAAGCCCAGGGGGACCCCGGCCACCGCCGCUCCUGGCCUUUUUCCGACGACUUUGAAAGUGAAAUUCACAAGCACCAGCAAUUGACUUCCCUUCCGUGGUUGUUUAUUUCGUCUUCGUGGAUGGUAGGCAGAUGGGGAGAGAGGGCCCUACCUGACAUCUGUGGCUGGUCCCUAGAGCACCCCUACCAGCGGGUGUGGGGAGGAGCUCGGGUCCGUGGAAGAGCGAAUGGACGCCAGGAGGUGGGACAGAAUCCUGGGAAGGUACAGUGGGAGCCCCUGGAAGCUCCCCUGAUGCCCCAGAGAGCCCUUCCUAGGAAACCUCCCACGGAGCUGCCCCAUGCCGUCCCACCCCGCUGUCUUGGCCCCUCCAAGGGAGCGGCAGGAGACACUAGCCCUAAAUCCGGGAUUCCCUGAGCCUUCUGCUCGGGCUCCUGUUCCCGACCUCGGACAACAAGAGCCCCACCGGCCGCCGAGAACGGCCGCUGGCCUGCUCAUUUGAUACUGUCCCCUCCCAGACAGGAGCUGCUUGAGCCCUUGGUCCUGCUGCCUGACUGAAGCCUUCCAGAUGCCACCUCUGUUUGGGCCCCCGGGGCCCUCAGGGGCCCCAGGAGAGGAGAGCUGCUAUCUAGCUCAGCCACAGGCUCGUUCCUGGAGGGGACAAGGCUGAAGGAGUGGACCCUGGAGAGGUCGGGAACCUUUUAACAGCCGUGGACUGAAGGGUGAUUACUGAGAGUCCGGUCUGGGAAGAAGCAUGAUCCGCGCCAUCCUGGGGAAAUAAACGACUUCUUAAAGGAAUCCUCUCCCUGAGCCGGUGCUCUGAGCAAGGAGAUGGCCACCGCCCGCCCACGGAACCCACAUUUGGGCUCUGCCCUGAGGGGGCUGCCUGUGGCUUCCCGGGCAGGUCCCCGACUCGGAAAGCUCUUGAGUUGUUGUCGUUUUCGGCCCUCAGAGGUGGACUGCAGAUCACCCAGGGGGGAUUUACUAGUAACCACUACAAAAUCUACCCAGACUUUAUCAAAAGCA